This is a messenger RNA of Closterium sp. Naga37s-1, 1853 nucleotides long. NCBI's taxonomy places the organism in Eukaryota, Viridiplantae, Streptophyta, Zygnematophyceae, Desmidiales, Closteriaceae. The record is from the annotation of a GenBank genome assembly.
UCCUGCCGCGCCUGCGCCCGGCCUUCUCCCUGGCGUGUCCGCUGCAGCAGGGCCACUGGGCGCUCUCCUCGCGCCGCCCGCUCUACCCGCCCUCCUGCCCCUUCCUCCGAGACGACUUCAACUGCGCCAAGUUCGGCCUAUCAGCGCGUGACACGUGGCGCUGGGAGCCGUCGCAGUGCCAGGUGGCGGAGUUCUCAGCGGGGGCGUGGCUGCGGGGCAUGGCGGGGCGGCGAGUGGCGUAUGUGGGCGACAAGGCCGUGGCCAACGCCUUUGACUCGCUGCUCUGCAUGCUCGCCCAGGCCGACUCCCCCACGCCCCUCUCUCCCUCCUCGCCCCACCGUGCUCUCUCCGCACUCAGCGACCCUCCCGUGCCUGCCACGCACGCGAGGAGGGGACUUGGUGGCAGCGGCGGGAGGAGCGACUCGCAGGCUGGUAGCGGCGGCAGGCAGGGGGAGAGCGUGAGGGCCGCUGCUGAUGGGCGCGUGUUCAUUGGCGCCCUCGACGCCCCCGGUGCUGCCCCCUAUGACCCCCCUGCCGUCCCGUAUGCCCCCCCUGUCACCCCGGAUGCCCUGCCUGCCGCCUCAGAUGCCCCCCCUGCUGCCCUGCAUGCAGACCUUGCUGCCACUCCAAGCGCAGCACUGCACGCGGGGACGAGGGGCAGAGGGGGCGCAGGCAGUGAUGUGAGGCGGGGCGGGGCGAGGCACAGCGAUGGCGGGUGGGGCUGGAACCCCAUCAGGUGGGGCGCGUGGACAAGGCAGGGCAGCAGGCAGCACGUGGGAAGUGCUGAUGAUGCCAGCAGUAGAGGCGACGCCGCAGGCGCCAGCAGCGCCACCAGCCACGGUGGCUCCUCCCCUGCUGCUGCAGCAUCGGUGUCGUCUGGCCUGUUUGACAUGCAGCCGCUGCACUACUGGUUUCCGCGCUACAACUUCACUCUCGCGCUGCUGCCCUCGCCCUUCCUUGUCCGGACGUCCCUGCACGCGCCAGUCAACACCACUCUCUGCCAGCUGCAACGCGCUGCUGCCGCCACGCCACUCAACACCUCUUCUGCUCUCAACAGCACUACCACCACCACCAGCACCACCACCAGCGGGGCACCUGCAAGUGGGGCGGCAGAGCAUGCAGCAGCCGCGUCUUCAACCAAAGCAAGCAGCGGCAAGGAGGAGGGGCUGACAGGCGGCGAUGCGUGCUACCCGAACCGCAUGUAUGUGGAUGAGCCCGACCCCGCAUGGGCGGAGCAGGCAGCACAGUUCGACGUGCUGGUGCUGGCAUCGGGGCGCAGCUGGACGGAGGAGGCGGUGGAGACCAACGGGCUCAGCAUCGUGGCGGGCGGGGUGCGGCGCAGUGAGCUCAGUGUGGAGGGGCUGGUGGGGCAGUGGGCGUACCCUCUUGCCAUGGCGGCCGUGGCGUCGUGGCUGGGCAACGCGUCGCACUUCAAUGGCACUGCUGUGUUCCGCUCCUUCAGCCCCACCCACCCGCGCAAGGAGUGCGCCGCCCGCACCUUCCUCCCCGAUGCUGAGCAUGCAGCGGACGUGAUGGAGGAGGCACGGCGCUACGAUGAUGCCGUGGCGCAUGCCAUCGCCAUGGCUCAGGACAGCACCCACACCUCCACCACCACCACCACUGCAGCAGCGGGUGCAGCACCAGGGGCGUGGGCGGCGGUGGGGCAUGGGGGUCCGAGGCUGCACUGGAUGAACGUGUCGCUGUUGACAGCACAGCGCGCUGAUGCCCACCCAUGGAUGGCAUCGCCUGGCCGCCCCACAGCGGACUGCACCAGCUGGUGCCUGCCAGGCGUGCCCGACACGUGGAACGAGCUGCUCACUGCCACGCUGCUUAAACUGUUCGAACGCCACUGA